Pieris brassicae (large cabbage white) is the source of this 4671-nucleotide messenger RNA. RefSeq lists its product as uncharacterized. Lineage: Eukaryota; Metazoa; Arthropoda; Insecta; Lepidoptera; Pieridae. Gene Ontology annotation, biological process: vesicle-mediated transport. Bases 156 to 2654 code for a protein of 832 amino acids. The transcript has 10 exons. The record is from RefSeq and is a predicted model, not a curated record.
GUCUGUAGCGUGUGUAGAAGGACGAUUGUUGAGUUCUGAAAAAAAAAAACAAUAUUACGCGCAUUCGAUCGAUUUAUUAAAAAUCCGUAUUAUAACAUUUAAGGACAUGUUGUGAUUUUGUUAAUUAAUAAUAAGUGAAGUUUUAACUAUCUACAAUGGCUAAGGAAAUGAUGAUAGUGUUUGUGUAUGACACAGAGUGUUGUGUGGCUGAAGAAGAUGAUCCGGCUGAUGCAGUUCUUUAUUUUCACCCUGGUUGGGUGUCAGAUACCCAACGGCAUGCUUUGGCUGGACAGGUUGUGGGAGCGGCUCACUGCGUCAAGUCUCUAUUCUCACAGCCGUCGGCGAUCACGUUGCAGAGUGGAAAGUUUAUUAUCAGGGAAUACGGAAGAUAUGUAUUGGCGAUAGGCAGCGAUCGAAAUAUUCCCGACUGGGUGCUCAAAAACCGGGCUAACCUCCUCACAUCCAUGAUAAAAGUGUACCACGGUGAUCUUCAAUCGUUAGCAGUAUCCAUGGAGGACCAGAAACGCCUAGCUGAGAAACUCUACCAGAUAUUCGAGACAUACUUACCAGUGCUGCAGUAUGGCUGCCAUAUAUUUCAACGAGUGCCAAUGUUGAGUCUUCCAAAGAGUGCCACAUCAGUUUAUUUGGAGUCGAUGCAAAUUUUGGAGCAGUGUCGACGAAGUAAAGGAGUUUUGGGAGGCGUCAUUUUGUAUAAUAAUAAGAUAAUUUCAACUCAACUACCACCAAGUCUGACCUCAUACAUAACAGUUGUAGACCCGUAUCGAAUAAAAUCUCCAGCAGAAACGCUCCAGACGGAUACGCCUUUGCCUCUAGGAUCCCAAGUAUUAGUGGUAUACGUCGGUAAAAAGACAUACAGCAGUUUGAAGAAACAAUCUAGCAAAUUGCAGGACUUCGCUCGAAAUGGAGAAGAAAUGAUUAACGGAUUCAAAAAGGCUCAAGAAAUUGAAAAAGAAAAAGUUAGAGAACACCCACAGUCAGGCAUGAAAAGGGAUAAGUCUUUAUUAUUCACAGCCGUGCCAGAAGAGGACCACACAAUGAUCUCGCCUCCAAAUAGAGAGGAGAUACCGGGAGAAAAAAGAAAGCCCAGUAUGCCUGACGUCGUCCCGUUCGCGAACAAACCAAGAUCACGUCCCAACAAACUCUCACUAAGCUUUAAAAACCAGAAGUCACUCGAUGAAGAUGUGAAAGAAAAUGAAAACGUAUUCACGGGACAGACCAGCGUAUGCUCGACACCAAUGGUCGAGUUCAAACGCUUACACGGAAACAUGCUCUCCAUCUGUCAAAAUCUCGAAAGUCAGGAGAAAUCAGACGUAGAGCCGGACGUUCUCAAAAACAUAGAAAAUAAAGUAGACGAAAAACGAGAUACUGAAACGGUACUCAAUUCUGACUGUGUAGCAGAACAUUUUAUUAACAAACCAGAACCUUUGCGAAAGCUGGCCAGUGUUACCGACUUGCAAGAAACGUUUAAAAAGAUCUCUAGAAAUGGUUCCAAAAUCAUAUUGAAGUCUAAAGAGUCGCUGGAUUUAUCACCUCUACAACGGAAGAAUCAAAACACCAUUACAAUAAAUGAUCCCUCCUUUCCAGUAUUCAGAAAUGAUGGCAUUGCGAUCUCAGAGUCACUAUUUAAUCAGUAUCUCGAACAGUAUUAUGCCGGAAUGAAAGACAAGAAGGAAGAAAAUAUGUUUAACUUCAAUCUAAAAUUAUGUGAACUGGACAAAUUUCAAGAUUUUGACUCCGAAUUGGCGAAAUCCCCUCAGCGAACGCCGAAGAAAAUAGCUAAAGACUCAACAAAGACCUUGGCCGUAACGGAUCAGUCUAGACGGAAAUCUCUAUCAUUACCCCUGAAAUCUCUAAAUACAGAACAAACAGAAACAGAUGUCGGUUUUAAGAAAAAGUUAUCUGGUGUUCAGCUAACACCGCUUAUGGAAAAAUUGAGUCAUCUAGCAUUUUCAGACAAAUCUAGUGGAUACAGUAGUAGGGUUAUGACGCCGUUGGAGUUACGCGAUAUUUUAACGCCCAGCUUAGAGAAACAGAUUAACUUUAGCGAAAGUUCCAGAUCGAAACAGAUCCAAAAUGAAUGGGACAGCGAGUCUGAUAGUGAAUCAGAUGCUGAAGGAGAAAUGUUACCGGACUAUACAGCUCACGCAGUUAAAUGCGCUCUUUUUGUGAGUGGUCUACACAAUAUGGCGCUGUUGGCGCUCAUGGAUGUUGAGGCAGCUAAUGAUCCAGAAACUAUUAAUUCCUUGUGGGAAACUUCACUUAACGCAUUAGGUCCAAUCGAGCAGCAUUGUAUAGACCCACUUGUGGCGGGACCGGAAGCUCACGACUACAGCUACUUGAUGCUGGAUCCGGAUUGGGGAACUGUUAAGAAAGGUGGUCCAUGGGCAGCCAUGGACAUUGCGACUAUGGGACUCAUACACAACGAAUUCGAGGAAGACAGUGACACCUCGGAGUUUAUAUUGAGGAGCGAAGACAGUGUAGUAUUAGGAGUGUCCUGUGGGAAAUCGCAAAUUUUUUACCAAGAGAAUGGCCAGAGACAGCCCGGCCUUCCUCCACCUUCUGACAUUCUCGCGACUGCUCCUCUCCGCGCCAGACGAAGAUUGCACAGGGACCACUCGGCUUUAAUACUGUAGAUUGGAUUUACAAAAACAUUCCCACCAAAGUGAGGUAAAAACUUGACUCGGAGGAUGCCCACCCGAAAAUAUGAAUGACUUAAAAUCGGAACAUAUGAAUUGAGAAAUUUUUACAAGAUAUCUCGAAACCAGUUCAAUUUUGCAGAGAAUUUUUAGAAAUAUGACAAUGAUAUAUCAAAGUCUGAAGUUACUGGAACAUAUUAGUUUUUCAAAAAACCAAAUCAGUAUUUUAACAUAACAUCACGACUCAUCAAUUUUCCAAACACAAUUUAUUGUUGUGGUAAUAGUUAUUUAUUACAUUCCAUUUGUAAUUAGUAUAUUUUAUUGAAGGUAUUUUUAAUAUUUACAUUCCAGACAAUAUUAAAACCAUACAUUACUUUAUAUUUACGAUAUUUAUUUCGGCUAGGAAUUGUUAUUUAUGAAAAAAUGUGUUAAUUGAAUCUGGUGAAUAAAAUCAAUUGAGUAUUUGCUCUCAAAUAUACUACUUAACUGUGUGUUUAAUCGACAAGUUGUUAUUUGGAGAGUUUUGUGUAUUUGGAUAUUAGUAAUGUAGAUAGUAUAGGAUAAAAAAAUUAUUUCACUAGGAAUGUAAAUGUUUGAUUUUAUAUGACUUGACUUCCUUCCUAUAGAAAUACUCUUAACGUAGUUUUAACCUAUAACAAAGACCUUAAAAAUCUUCUAGAAAUGCGUAGUUUUCUUGGUCUUUGCUUACUGUUGUUACUCGAAGCUAAUUUUUGCACUUUAUCUUUGUCAAGAGAUGACUCUUUCGCACUCUUUUAAUUUGUCACUGGUUUUACUUCAGAUGACAGUAACUUAAUGAUAUCCUCCUCAAAUCUCUUUUCAAAGGACGGUGCACCAUAUACCUAUGUAGAGUAAACAGGAUCCGUACAUAUCUUUGAUGCCAUCUAAAAAUGUUUAUUUACAUUUGAUAGUUUUAUUGCAAUUCGUCCGAUGUUUUGUUAUGCAGUAAUUCCAGCCAUUUUGUAACGUGAAAAUGCUAUUACUAGCUUGUUCCGGCCAUUCUUUAUAGCUAGUCUGCUCAAUCUUGCAGUCUUGUAGCUUUAUAGUUUAGAUUUAGUUUGAGGCUAAGAAUGAUAUAUGCGUGCUAUGCUCGCCUAGUAGGUUUAAUACGUCUAGGACAUGAUUUUUUUAAUACUUAUACCAGAUUUUAACGUCCCAUUGGACAGACUAUCAGAACUCACUAAAUUUGAAUACUACGUCAUGUCAAAUUUCACAAUAAGCUCCAAGGUGAACCAAUUAUAAUUUUGAAGUACGAAACAUGGCAACCCUCAGUCGUGUUAUUUUACUUUUGCCUACAGGCUACAACGUCCUUACCAUUUCUAGUUAUUACUAUUUAUGGUUGUUUAAGGCAUUUUGUAUUUGUACUUGUAAUGUUUAGAAUAUUAUAGUUUAUAAAAUUUAUGUUUAAUUAUUUUGUUACUGCAGUAUUAUGUUGCAUUUCUUAAACUGCGCGUGUUGAAGAAUUGUUUGUAGAAUUUAUGUUUUUUAUUUAUACUAUUUAUUAUUGUUCAAUAUUAGGGUGAUUUACCGUCUCAUUGAAUUUUGAACCUAAGAUUGAUAUGUUGAUGGUGCAAAAUUCACUGAAGCACAAACUAAAACACCAUAAUGUGUGAAUACGAAAAACAUCUGCCCCUAAGAUUCAGAAACGAGAAUGACCUCCGUACGUCAAAAAAUUAUCGGCUACGGGAAGUCGGAUGAUCCUGCAUCUCAUCUCAGAAUCUCACUCGUAGUAACAGAUGAAAGCGCUAAUCGAUCGUGACGGUUGUCGGAAUUUGUUAAGAAAAAAUGGUUUGGUUUGUUAUUAAGGUUUUGCUAGAGAAACGAGGCGUCCAAAAUAUAAAAUUAUAGUUUUCUACUUCGUUCUAAAUCACCGCAUUCCACGUAGAAAGAAGUGCCAAUUAUAUGCUAUAUUUAUUUAUACUUCUAUACAUAGAUAUUUUAAGAACUUGAAAACCCGAUAGUGAGAUUUUUUGUUAACUUGUAUGUGUACUGAGAA